AUGGACAUUAGACAGUUGAUGGACUGCUCUCACAGACCCAACAUCACCCAGAGAGAACUCUAUAGGUAAUAUUUGACCACUGUAGUCUAUCUGAGCUCUGCCUGUAAUGUCUGAUAGACUUUCUACAGUAACUGUAUGCAUCUUUUCUCUCUCUCUCUCUCUCUCUCUCUCUCUCUCUCUCUCUCUCUCUCUCUCUCUCUCUCUCUCUCUCUCUCUCUCUCUCUCUCUCUCUCUCUCUCUCUCUCUCUCAUCCCAGGGUGAUCCUUCGUUCCUGUUGUAACGCUACAGGUGAGAUGAUCCUGACCAAUCAGAACACUAAGUUGGGCCAGAAGAUUCACUAUGAGACCAACCAAAAGCUGUUUAAAACAGUCGACAAGAAACUACACAGCAUGUUGCCAAAUGCCUUACCCUGGAGUAAAGGUUUGUUGGGUCGUUGUGCCGUGGUGGGAAGUGGAGGAAUCCUGCAGAACAGCAGCUGUGGAGCGGAGAUAGACAGUGCUGACUACAUCAUCAGGUAACCUUCAUCAUUAACACCAUCACCAUCAUCAUUACCACCAUCAUCAUCAAAUAAAAUAACAUUUUAUUUGUCACAUGCGCCGAAUACAACAGGUGUAGACCUUACAGUGAAAUGUUUACUUACAAGCCCUUAACCAACAAUGCAGUUUUAAGAAAGAAUACCCUAAAAAAUUUAAAUAAAUAAAAGUAACAAAUAAUUAAAGAGCAGCAGUAAAAUAACAGUAGUAAAAUAACAAUAGCGAGUCUACAUACAGGGGGUACCGGCACAGAGUCAAUGUGCGGGGGCACUUGUUAGUCGAGGUAAUUGAGGUAAUAUGUACAUGUAGGUUGAGUUAUUAAGGUGACUAUGCAUAGAUAAUAAGCAGAAAGUAGCAGCAGAGUAAAGGGGGGGGGGGGGGGGGGGGGGGGGGCUAUGCAAAUAGUCUGGGUAGCCAUUUGAUUAGAUGUUCAGGAGUCUCAUGGCUUGGGGGUAGAAGCUGUUUAGAAGCCUCUUGGACCUAGAUAUGGCAAUCUGGUACCGCUUGCCAUGCACAUAGGUGUUCCAGGUGUGAAAGGGCAGUGUGGAGUGCAAUAGAGAUUGCAUCAUCUGUGGAUCUGUUGGGGCACUAUGCAAAUUGGAGUGGGUCUGGGGUUUCUGGGAUAAUGGUGUUGAUGUAAGCCAUGACCUGCCUUUCAAAGCACUUCAUGGCUACAGACAUGAGUGCUACGGGUUGGUAGUCAUUUAGGCAGGUUACCUUAGUGUUCUUGGGCACAGGGACUAUGGUGGUCUGCUUGAAACAUGUUGGUAUUACAGAGUCAGACAGGUAGAGGUUGAUAAUGUCAGUGAAGACACUUGCCAGUUGGUCAGCGCAUGCUCGGAGUACACGUCCUGGUAAACCGUCUGGCCCUGCAGCCUUGUGAAUGUUGACCUGUUUAAAGGUCUUACUCACAUCGGCUACGGAGAGCGUGAUCACCAACAUCUCUCUCUCUCUCUCUCUCUCCCCUCUCCCGCUCUCUCUCUCUCUCUCUCUCUCUCUCCUCUCUCUCUCUCUCUCUCUCUCUCUCUCUCUCUCUCUCUCUCUCUCUCAAUUUCAAUUUCAAUUUAAGGGCUUUAUUGGCAUGGGAAACGUGUGUUAACAUUGCCAAAGCAAGUGAAGUAGAUAGUAAACAAAAGUGAAAUAAACAACAAAUAUUAACAGUAAACAUUACACUCAGAAGUUUCAAAAGAAUAAAGACAUUUCAAAUGUCAUAUUAUGUAUAUAUACAGUGUUGUAACAAUGUGCAAAUAGUUAAAGUACAAAUGGGAAAAUAAAUAAACAUAAAUAUGGGUUGUAUUUACAAUGGUGUUUGUUCUUCACUGGUGCCCUUUUCUCUCUCUCUCUCUCUCUCUCUUCUCUCUCUCUCUCUCUCUCUCUCUCUAGGUUUAACCUGGGUCCGGUCAGCAACAGUGAGGAUGUGGGGAACAAAACCCACCUGAUGACCAUCAACUCCAGUCAGAUCAGAACAGGGUGAGAGAGAGAGAGUGAUUUAAGCAUUGACAUGGACUCAGAACAUCCAAUUUCGUUGUUUCUCUAUGAACAAUUGUAAUUUUGAGAGAAAAAUAAUAAUAAAUACUACAACCAGGAAGAAUUAAACGGAGAAAACAUAAUUUGGGAAUAUAUAACAGAAGAAUUUUGGAGAAAAAAAUCACUGAUUUUAUAGGUCCCCCCUUAGCGUUUAUUAACCAUUAUCUUACCAGGUAUAUUGACAGAAAACAUAGUGUACUUUCUCUUGUACACUUCGGACCCGGGAAGAGUUGCAGGGGAGAGAAGAGAAGAACGUGACUAUUUGAAAGCUGGAAAAAAUUAGUAGCUCACGACAUGUUUCAUUUUUAAAAAUUUGCUCUCAUGCUAGUAAAGGUUGGAGACCCCUGAUAUAGUAGUAAUGAGUGUGGUAGUAGAAUAAGUUGGAGUGGUCUUGUGAAGCAAGGCACACUAAUAACCAUAAGAUAUUUACUGUAAUUAGCUAGCAUUUACCUAGUAAAUAUUGAUAUUGUGGUGAGUAUAUUUUUCUGGAAUAAUGAAGAAAAAUUAUAAAAAUAGCUUAAGUUAAGAUGUUCCCAGCAAACAUGGGACGUCCUAAGGACGUUAGACUACGUUCCUAUUAGGUCCAUUUUAGGGUUUCGGUGAGACGUUAUCCCACUGACGUUAUGGGAUAACUUUUGUGUAGUUCUCUGUAAGUUACCAGGACGUUUCUGAGGAGGACCAUGUCAAGACAUAGGACAUUCUCAGGACUUUUUUUUACCAGUAAUUAGGAUGUCAAGUGCUGGUCCUUUAUGGGGGACCUUAAUGUAGUUCCCUGUAAGUUACCAGGACGUCAUUGAGGAACAUGUUAGGACGUUUGUAAGAUGUUCUCAAGACAUUUGUUUUACCAGCCGUCAGGAUGUCAUGUGAUGGUCCCAGGUGUCCCAAAUCAUUAUACAGUGAAUUUGGAAAGAAUUCAGACCCCUUGACUUUUUCCACAUUUUAUUAUGUUACAGCCUUAUUCUAAAAUUGAUUAAAUUGUUUUAUUUCCUCAGCAAUCUACACACAAUACCCCAUAAUGACAAAGCAAAAACAGUGUUUUUGUUGUUGUUGCAAAUGUAUACAAAUAUAAAAAUGGAAAUAUUACAUUUACAUAAGUAUUCAGACCCUUUACUCAGUACUUUGUUGAAGCACCUUUGGCAGUGAUUAUAGCCUUGAGUCUUCUUGGGUAUGACGCUAUAAGCUUGUCACACCUGUAUUUGGGGAGUUUCUCCCAUUCUUCUCUGCAGAUCCUCUCAAGCUCUGUCAGGUUGGACGGGGAGUGUUGUUGGACGGGGAGUGUUGCUGCACAGCUAUUUUCAGGUCUCUCCAGAGAUGUUCGAUCGGGUUCAAGUCCGGGCUCUGGCUGGGCCACUCAAGGACAUUCAGAGACUUGUCCCGAAGCCACACCUGCAUUGUCUUGGCUGUGUGCUUAGGGUCGUUGUCCUGUUGGAAGAUGAAUCUUCACCCCAGUCUGAGGUCCUGAGCGCUCUGGAGCAGGUCUUCAUCAAGGAUCUCUCUGUACUUUGCUCCAUUCAUCUUUCCCUUGAUCCUGACUAGUUUCCCAGUCCCUGCUGCUGAAAAACAUCCCCACAGCAUGAUGCUGCCACCACCAUGCUUCACCGUAGCGAUGGUGUCAGGUUUCCCCCAGACGUGACACUUGGCAUUCAGGCCAAAGAGUUCAAUCUUGGUUUCAUCAGACCAGAGAAUUUUGUUUCUCAUGGUCUGAGAGUCUUUAGGUGCCUUUUGGCAAACUCCAAGCGGGCUGUCAUGUGCCUUUUAAUGAGGAUGGCUUCCAUCUGGCCACUACCAUAAAGGUCUGAUUGGUGGAGUCUUGCAGAGAUGGUUGUCCUUCUGGAAGGUUCUCCCAUCUCCACAGAGGAACUCUGGAGCUCUGUCAGAGUGACCAUUGGGUUCUUGGUCACCUCCCUGACCAAGGCCCUUCUCCCCGAUUGCUAAGUUUGGGGCGGGCGGCCAGCUCUAGGAAGAGUCUUGGUGGUUCCAAACUUCUUCCAUUUAAGAAUGUUGGAGGCCACUGUGUUCUUGGGGACCUUCAAUGCUGCAGGAUUGUUUUGGUACCUUUCCCUAGAUCUGUGUCUCAACACAAUCCUGUCUCGGAGCUCUAUGGACAAUUCCUCGACCUCAUGGCUUGGUUUUUGCUCUGACAUGCACUGUCAACUGUGGGAUCUUAUAUAGACAGGUGUGUGCCUUUCCAAAUCAUCUCCAAUCGAUUGAAUUUACCACAGGUGGACUCCAAUCAAGUUGUAGAAACAUCUCAAGGAUGAUCAAUGAAAACAGGAUGCACCUAAGCUCAAUUUCGAGUCUCAUAGCAAAGCGUCUGAAUACUUAUGUAAAUAAGGUAUUUCUGAAAAAGUCAAGGGGUCUGAAUACUUUCCGAAUACACUGUAGCUACAGCAAGCAAGCUGCAUAAAAAAACUGUGCCACUCACCAGAUUAUGAUAAUUUGAAAACUAAGUUUGAAAGUUAAUCUUGAAAAGGCUCAUGCUAACAAAUUAGCAACAGCAUCCACCUUGAAGUUAAUAACACCUGCUGUUGCUGCAGCUGCCUUCGCCAUUGUCACACUACUACAACACAUGCUUGUUACUAGCGUGUGAAAACUGCCACUGAUUCUUUGGUCUUGUGCUCUCAUUAGUGAGGUGUGUAUGCCUUUGAGAAGGCCUAGACACAUCACUUUUAUUUUAAACGGUCCCACCCAUUGCAAGUCAAAAUAUGAUUGGUUCGUGUCAGUGUUCUGCCAUGGCCAGCGAAGAGCCCGGAUCUCAAUCCCAUUGAGCACGUCUGGGACCUGUUGGAUCGGAGGGUGAGGGCUAGUGUCACGCCCUGGCUCUGGGGACAAUGUUAUGUUGAGCCAGGGUGUGUAUUCUAUGUUUGAUUUUCAAUGUUGGGCUGAGUGACUCCCAAUCAGAGGCAACGAGUGACAGCUGGUUGUCUCUGAUUGGGAGCCAUAUUUAACUAUCGGUCUUUUCACUUUGUGUUGUGGUUUCUUGUUCCGUGUUGGUUUGUUUUUGUAACCAAGGACGUCACGUUUCGUUGUUUUGAUCGUGUGAUCUUGAUAAAAUAAAUAUGUUUGUUGUCAGACGUGUUUUCGCUCGGUUGAGCUUCUCUCCACUGCGCUGGAGUUAUCGCACCUGUUUGUGCGCUGUUUUUUUUCCAUUUCGCCUUCGUGCGUAUUUCGCCUUCGGGCAAGUGUUGUCCGUUUGCCGUGUUUCGGCUCAAUACAAGUCUAUUGGAUUAUCCGUCUGCGUCCUGCAUUUGAUUCCGCCACUGCACCUACAGCACGCCUUGACAGAAGAAACCACCAUAACAGGACCAAGCAGCGUGAAGAAGAGAGAGGAUGGACUUGGGAGCAGUUGAGUAGGAGUCUCGACUGGGCCAAGCCAAGAGAAGAGGAGAGAGGUUGGACUUUGGAGCAGUGGGGUGAGAGUCUGGCGAGAACGAUGGAGGCCUGGCCCACGGGGAGGAGAGACCCCCAGAAAAUGUUUAGGGGGGGGCUCACGACGUCGGACCAGCAGGAGGCCGCGAUAGAGCGGUCCAGCGGGUUGCCAGAGGAGGCCGCCAGGUUACGGGGGCCACUGGUCGAAGAGGGGAUGGAGGAUGUAGAGGCACGGCGAGAGGUACUGGGGUGUGUUACCAGUCCGGUCCGGCCCGUUCCAGAUCCCGAGGUAGAGCCAGUGGUGUGUGUCCCCAGUACGGUCCGGCCUGUUCCAGCCCCUCGCACCAAGUGUACGGUGCGCGUCGCCAGCCCAGCCCGGCCUGUCCCUGCUCCACGCACCAAGCCUACGGGGUGCGUCGCCAGCCCAGUCCGGCCCAUCCAAGCUCCCCGCACCAAGCCAGUGGUGUGCGUCAUCAGUCCGGCACGGCCCGUGCCUGCUCUCCGCACCAAGUCUGUGGUGCGUUUCGUCAGCCCUGUCCGGCCCGUUCCUGCUCUCCGCACCAAGCCUACGGUGUGCGUCGCCAGCCCAGCCCGGCCAGUCCCUGCUCCACGCACCAAGCCUACGGGGUGCGUCGCCAGCCCAGUCCGGCCCAUCCAAGCUCCCCGCACCAAGCCAGUGGUGUGCGUCAUCAGUCCGGCACGGCCCGUGCCUGCUCUCCGCACCAAGUCUGUGGUGCGUUUCGUCAGCCCUGUCCGGCCCGUUCCUGCUCUCCGCACCAAGUCUGUGGUGCGCGUCGCCAGCCCAGUCCGGUCCAUUCCUGCUCCACGCACCAAGCCAGGGGUGCGUAUCGUCAGUCCGGCUCCGGCCAGCGGGGCCAGACCGGACCAGGGGUACUUUGGGGGGUUGGAGAGGGAGUGGGGAUCAGGCCCGGAGCCGGAUCCGCCGCCAAGGCGGAGUGCCCACCCGGUCCCUCCCCUGUGGGAUUUAGUUGGCGCGGUCGGAGUCCGCGCCUUUAGGGGGGGUACUGUCACGCCCUGGCUCUGGGGACAAUGUUAUUUUGAGCCAGGGUGUGUAUUCUAUGUUUGAUUUUCUAUGUUGGGCUGAGUGACUCCCAAUCAGAGGCAACGAGUGACAGCUGGUUGUCUCUGAUUGGGAGCCAUAUUUAACUAUCGGUCUUUUCACUUUGUGUUGUGGUUUCUUGUUCCGUGUUGGUUUGUUUUUGUAACCAAGGACGUCACGUUUCGUUGUUUUGAUCGUGUGAUCUUGAUAAAAUAAAUAUGUUUGCUUUCAACGCUGCGCCUUGGUCCUCUCCCUCCUUAGACGAUCGUGACAGCUAGGGCUAUUCCCCCCAGAAAUGUCCGGGAACUUGCAGGUGCCUUGGUAGAAGAGUGGGGUAACAUCUCACAGCAAGAACUGCAAAUCUGGUGCAGUCAAUGAGGAGGAGAUGCACUGCAGUACUUAAUGCAGCUGGUGGCCACACCAGAUACUGACUGUUACUUUUGAUUUUGACCCCCCUUUUGUUCAGGGACACAUUAUUCAAUUUCUGUUAGUCACAUGUCUGUGGAACUUGUUCAGUUUAUGUCUCAGUUGUUGAAUCUUGUUCUGUUCAUACAAAUAUUUACACAUGCUAAGUUUGCUGAAAAUAAACGCAAUUGACAGUGAGAGGACAUUUCUUUAUUUGCUGAGUUUAGUAACGAACAAGAACAUUGUUUAGAAUGUUGCUUUUAGUUGCCUGGCUUGCUAGAUUGACAUAUACAUACUAAAUGUAUUCAUUUUUAAAUGGAUUGGUUUAUUGUUGUUAAAAUACAGCAGGUAUGCUAUUUGGACCACCAGGCUGCUGAGGACAUGCAGACUGUUGUUUUUGUCUUUAUUCUUUUCAUAAGGACAAGGACAAGUCUGAUGCCAGACAACAACAGAAUGUUCAUGAUGUCACUGCGGCAACUGUCUACAGACAUGUUGAUAGACCAACUGUAAACCAGCCUUAAGUCAGAAGUAAAGUGGAAUGUCUAGUGGUCUGCUGAAGCAAGGCACACUAAUAAGUCUUAAGUAUCUAGAGUGAAGCAAGUCGCACUAACAGGUGGUUCUCAUUCUUAGAAUGUGCUCCCCCAGUGAUGUAGUUUGUAAUUUCUGAAAGUUCCAUUGCUGUUAAUUCAACAGCGGGUAGUUAGCUUUAUGAUAGUAGAUGAUGUGGUUACUACAACAGCUGUAUCGUUUGAUUGGUAGAAUAUAUUUAUGUUCUAAUUUCAGAUUUGAAUUGCAGAGAAGUGGACUAAGAUAACUAACUAACUAACUAAAUUGUAACUUGUUGGGAAAAUGGUGGAAACGGCAGAUGUUUCAUAAGUUUUGAGGAAAAGGAGUUGAUGCGUUAAUCAAAUCAAAUUUUAUUUAUCACAUGCGCCAAAUACAGUGUCACGUUCGUUUAAUGACGGGUCAGACCAAGGCGCAGCGUGAUAUACGUACAUGUUUAUUAACGUAAUAAACAACAACGACAAAACAACAAACGAAACGUGAAGUCCAAGGUAGAACACACAACAUACCUUACACGGAACAAGAUCCCACAACUAGACAGUGCCAAUAGGCUGCCUAAGUAUGGUCCCCAAUCAGAGACAACGAGCGACAGCUGCCUCUGAUUUGGAACCACACCGGCCAACAUAGAUCCACACAUACUAGAACGACAAAAUAGACAAAGCACAACAAGGAAUAUACACACCCUGACUCAACAUAUAAGCGUCCCCUGAGUCAGGGCGUGACAGUACCCCCCCCCCCCCCCCCCCCCCCCCAAAGGUGCGGACUCAUAAACAUAACAGGGUAGGGGCCGGGUGGGAUCCGGCUCGGGGCGUGACGACCUCUCACUCUCCGCCUCCCUGUUGCGCCCCUGGUCUGGUCUGGACCUCGGCGCGCUGCUUCCCCUCUCCUUCCUCCCACGAUAUGCCAGGCCCUGUCUGGACCCUGGUGUGGGAGACCCCAAACCUGGAGAGGGGCUGAUGUCAUGGUCUGGACUGGAGCCGCUGACCGGAGCUGGAUCAGGCACCGGUGGAGCGGACUGUUCUGGCUCCGGAGUGGAGCCGCUGACCGAAGCUGGAUCAGGCACCGGUGGAGCGGACUACUCUGGCGCCGGAGUGGAGCCGCUGACCAGAGCUGGACUGGGCCCAGGUGGAGCGGACUGCUCUGGCUCCGGAGUGGAAUAGCUGACCGGCACUGGAUCAGGCACCGGUGGAGCGGACUGCUCUGGCUCCGGAGUGGAGCAGCUGACCGGUGCCGGACCAGGCACCGGUGGAACGGGCACGGGCCGUGCCGGACUGGACAAACGCACCACUGGUCUGGUGCGAGGAGAAGGCACGGGCCGGACCGGACUAGGAACACGCACCACUGGCUUGGUGCGAGGGACAGGAACGGGCCGGACCGGACUGGCGACGCACACCACUGGCUUGGUGCGAGGGGCAGGAACAGGCCGGGCCGGACUGGCGACGCGCACCACUGGCUUGGUGCGAGGAGCAGGAACAGGCCGGCUGGCGACGCGCACCACUGGCUUGGUGCGAGGAGCAGGAACAGGCCGGGCCGGGCUGGCGACGCGCACCACUGGCUUGGUGCGAGGAGCAGGAACAGGCCGGGCCGGGCUGGCGACGCGCACCACUGGCUUGGUGCGAGGAGCAGGAACAGGCCGGGCCGGACUGUGGAGGCGGACUGGAGGUCUAGAGCGGAGAGCUGGCACAAUCCGUCCUGGCUGGCUGCCCACUUUCGCACUACAUGUGCGGGGUGCUGGCACAGGAUGCACUGGGCUGUGCACGCGCACUGGCGAUACAGUUCGUAGAACUGGCGCAGGAUAUGCAGGACCGAGGAGGCUUACUGGAGACCAGAAGCGUUGAGCCGGCACACCCCGUCCUGGCUGGAUGCCCAUCUUCGCACGGCACGUGCGUGGUGCAAGCACAGUACGUAGCUCCGCAUAACAUGGAGCUUGCCCAGUCAUACGCCUCUUCGCGUGAGUUGGCUCUGCUCUAACCCUAGGCUCCGCCAACCACCCCGUGUGCCCCCCCAAUUUUUUUUUCUUGGGGCUGCUUCUCGGGCUUCCUCCUCGACCGGCCUCCUCCAUGUUGCCGUUGCUCCUCUCCUGCCUGGGGAUCUAACUUAGCCCAUGGUCCUCUCCCCGCAAAUAUCUCUUCCCAUGACCACAAAUCGGCCACCUGUGACAUGGCCAUUCACUCCGCCUGGGCACGCUGCUUGGUCCUCGUUUGGUGGGAUCUUCUGUCACAUUCGUUUAAUGACGGGUCAGACCAAGGCGCAGCGUGAUAUACGUACAUAUUUAUUAACGUAAUAAACAACAACGACAAAACAACAAACGAAACGUGAAGUCCAAGGUAGAACACACAACAUACCUUACACGGAACAAGAUCCCACAACUAGACAGUGCCAAUAGGCUGCCUAAGUAUGGUCCCCAAUCAGAGAAAACAAGCGACAGCUGCUUCUGAUUGGGAACCACACCGGCCAACAUAGAUCCACACAUACUAGAACGACAACAUAGACAAAGCACAACAAGGAUUAUACACACCCUGACUCAACAUAUAAGUGUACCCUGAGUCAGGGCGUGACAUACAGGUGUAGACCUUACAGCGAAAUGCUUACUUACAAGCACUUAACCAACAAUUCAGUUAUAAGAAAAAUAAGUGUUAAGUAAAAAAUUGAUGAGGUUAGUCAAGGUGAUUGAGGUAAUAUGUACAUGUAGAGUUAAAGUGACUAUGCAUAGAUAAUAAACAGAGACUUGGCCCUCUGGUACCGCUUGCCGUGUGGUAGCAGAGAGAACAGUCUAUGACUAGGGUGGCUGGAGUCUUUGACCAUUUUUAGGGCCUUCCUCUGACACCGCCUGUUAUAGAGGUCUUGGAUGGCAGGAAGCUUGGCCCCAGUGAUGUACUGGGCCAUACGCAUUACCCUCUGUAGUGCCUUGCGGUCGGAGGCCGAGCAGUUGCCAUACCAGGCAGUGAUGCAACCAGUCAGGAUGCACUCGAUGGUGCAGCUUUAGAACCUUUUGAGGAUCUGUGGACACAUGCCAAAUCUUUUCUGUCUCCUGAGGGGGAAUAGACAUUGUCGUGCCCUCUUCACAACUGUCUUGGUGUGUUUGGACCAUGUUAGUUUGUUGGUGAUGUGGACACCAAGGAACUUGAAGCUCUCAACCUCCUGUGUUCGGUCCUCUUUUUCCUAUAGUCCACAAUAAUCUCCUUUGUCUUGAUCACGUUGAGGGAGAGGAUGUUAUCCUGGCGCCACACGGCCAGGUCUCUGACCUCCUCCCUAUAGGCUGUCUCAUCAUUGUCGGUGAUCAGGCCUACCACUGUUGUGUCGUCGGCAAACUUAAUGAUGGUGUUGGAGUCGUGCCUGGCCAUACAGUCAUGGGUGAACAGGGAGUACAGGAGGGGACUGAGCACACACCCCUGAGGGGCCCCCAUGCUGUUACCUAUCCUUACCACCUGGGGGUGGCCAGUUAGGAAGUCCAGGAUCCAGUUGCAGAGGGAGAUGUUUAGUCCCAGGGUCCUUAGUUUAGUGAUGAGCUUUGAGGGCACUAUGGUGUUGAAAACUGAGCUGUAGUCAAUGAAUAACAUUCACACGUAGGUGUUCCUUUUGUCCAGGUGGGAAAGGACAGUGUGGAGUGCAAUAGAGAUUGCAUCAUCAGUGGAUCUGUUGGGGCGGUAUGCAAAUUGGAGUUGGUCUAGGGUUUCUGGCAUAAUGCUGUUGAUGUGAGCCAUGACCAGCCUUUCAAAGGACUUCAUGGCUACAGACGUACAGUGAGGGAAAAAAGUAUUUGAUCCUCUGCUGAUUUUGUAAGUUUGCCCACUGACAAAGAAAUUAUCAGUCUAUAAUUUUAAUGGUAGGUUUAUUUGAACAGUGAGAGACAGAAUAACAACAAAAAAAUCCAGAAAGACGCAUGUCAAAAAUGUUAUAAAUUGAUUUGCAUUUUAAUAAAGGAAAUAAGUAUUUGACCCCUCUGCAAAACAUGACUUAGUACUUGGUGGCAAAACCCUUGUUGGCAAUCACAGAGGUCAGACGUUUCUUGUAGUUGGCCACCAGGUUUGCACACAUCUCAGGAGGGAUUUUGUCCCACUCCUCUUUGCAGAUCUUCUCCAGUCAUUAAGGUUUCGAGGCUGACGUUUGGCAACUCGAUCCUUCAGCCCCCUCUACAGAUUUUCUAUGGGAUUAAGGUCUGGAGACUGGCUAGGCCACUCCAGGACCUUAAUGUGCUUCUUCUUGAGACACUCCUUUCUUGCCUUGGCCGUGUGUUUUGGGUCAUUGUCAUUCUGGAAUACCCAUCCACGACCCAUUUUCAAAGCCCUGGCUGAGGGAAGGAGGUUCUCACCCAAGAUUUGACGGUACAUGGCCCCAUCCAUCGGCCCUUUGAUGCGGUGAAGUUGUCCUGUCCCCUUAAAAGAAAAACACCCACAAAGCAUAAUGUUUCUACCUCCAUGUUUGACGGUGGGGAAGGUGUUCUUGGGGUCAUAGGCAGCAUUCCUCCUCCUCCAAACACGGCGAGUUGAGUUGAUGUCAAAGAGCUCCAUUUUGGUCUCAUCUGACCACAACACUUGCACCCAGUUCUCCUCUGAAUCAUUCAGAUGUUCAUUGGCAAACUUCAGAUGGGCCUGUAUAUGUGCUUUCUUGCGGGCGCUGCACGAUUUCAGUCCUUCAAGGCGUAGUGUGUUACCAAUUGUUUUCUUGGUGACUAUGGUCCCAGCUGCCUUGAGAUCAUUGACAAGAUCCUCCCGUGUAGUUCUGGGCUGAUUCCUCACCGUUCUCAUGAUCAUUGCAACUCCACGAGGUGAGAUCUUGCAUGGAGCCCCAGGCCGGGGGAGAUUGACAGUUCUUUUGUGUUUCUUCCAUUUGCGAAUAAUCGCACCAACUGUUGUCACCUUCUCACCAAGCUGCUUGGCGAUGGUCUUGUAGCCCAUUCCAGCCUUGAGUAGGUCUACAAUCUUGUCCCUGACAUCCUUGGAGAGCUCUUUGGUCUUGGCCAUGGUGGAGAGUUUGGAAUCUGAUUGAUUGAUUGCUUCUGUGGACAGGUGUCUUCUAUACAGGUAACAAGCUGAGAUUAGGAGCACUCCCUUUAAGAGUGUGCUCCUAAUCUCAGCUCGUUAACCGUAUAAAAGACACCUGGGAGCCAGAAAUCUUUCUGAUUGAGAUGGGGUCAAAUAUUUAUUUCCCUCAUUAAAAUGCAAAUCAAUUUAUAACAUUUUUGACAUGCUUUUUUUCUGGAUUUUUUUGUUGUUAUUUAAGUGCUACAGGUUACCUUAGUGUUCUUGGGCACAGGGACUAUGGUGGUCUGCUUGAAACAUGUUGGUAUUACAGACUCAGUCAGGGACAGGUUGAAAAUGUCAUUGAAGGCACUUGCCAGUUGGUCAGCGCAUCCUCGGAGUACACCUCCUGGUAAUCUACCUUGUGAAUGUUGACCUGUUUGUGAAUGUUGACCCGCUCCUUGAAAGCGGAAGCUCGACCCUUUAGCUCAGUGCGGAUGUUGCCUGUAAUCCAUGGCUUCUGGUUGGGGAUGUACGUACAGUCACUGUGGGGACGACAUCAUCGAUGCACUUAUUGAUGAAGCCAGUGACUGAUGUGGUGUACUCCUCAAUGCCAUCGGAAGAAUCCCGGAACAUAUUCCUGUCUGUGCUAGCAAAACAGUCCUGUAGCUUAGCAUCUGCGUCAUCUGACCACUUCUUUAUUGACCGAGUCACUGGUGCUUCCUGCUUUAGUUUUUGCUUGUAAGCAGGAAUCAGGAGGAUAGAGUUAUGGUCAGAUUUGCCAAAUGGAGGGCGAGGGAGAGCUUUGUACGGGUCUCUGUGUGUGGAGUAAAGGUGGUCUAGAGUUUUUUUUUCCUCUAGUUGCACAUUUAACAUGCUGGUAGAAAUGAGGUAAAACGGAUUUAAGUUUCCCUGCAUUAAAGUCCACGGCCACUAGGAGCGCCGCCUCUGCAUUUUCCUGUUUUCUUAUGGCCUUAUACAGCUCAUUGAGUGCGGUCUUAGUGCCAGCAUCGGUUUGUGGCAGAUUAAUUAAAACAGCUGCAUGUCUUGAUUGGUAGUAGAUAUUUAUAUUCUGAUUUCAGAUUCCAAUAGCAGAGAGACAUACCAAGAGCAGGUAGCAUAGCGUAGCAUUGGGCCAGUAACCGAAAGGUUGCUGGUUCGAAUCCCCGAGCCGUCUAGGCAAAAAAUCUGUUGAUGUGCCCUUGAGCAAGGCACUUAAUCCUAAUUGCCCCUGUUAGUCGCUCUGGAUAAGAGUGUCUGCAAAAUGUAAAGAGUUCAUAAGUUGUUGGGAAAGUGGUCAAAAUGUAAGUUGUUUUUAUAUGUUGAGAGAAAAUGUAGUUGAUGCGGUUACUAAAACAGCUGUAUUGUUUGAUUGGUAGAAGUUAUUAAUUAUUGAUUUCGAUAUCUCACAUGUGGGAUUAACUUGAAUCUCAAAAGCACGAAGACCCAAUUACACACGUCUGUCGGAGAGUGACAGGUCGAGUUGCGAAUGAGAUAUAACCUUCCCCUCAUUAUAGGGAGCCACUCCUCGCCUUCUGGUCAUUCUCAGCUCUCUUCCUCACAUAGGGUACUACUCUCUAAGCUCUCCUCAAGACGACUUGAUCCCUGCUUUCCUGUUCAACUGUUCGCAGGUGUGCCGCGAGUUUACGCCGCCGAGCGCAGGUUUUUUAGCUCUCGUCUUCUGUGUUGGGUGACUUUACCGAAAGGAAAGUUUUAGCUUCAGGUAAGAAUGAUCGUAUCUGCUUAUUCUUCUCUUUGUCUCGUGUGGUAGCUAGCGUCACAUGGCUAGCUACUGAGACUUGGCUAGCUUAGCGACAAUGCUUAGCUAACCUGGCUAGCUCGCCGUAAGGCUAGCUAUCCUACUGACUAUCUUUUCUAUGUAGAAGGGUAGAAUUACUAGCUCUCUCGCUCAUUUAGCUCGACCCACACCCCACCGAUGCGCGUUGACUAGACCGACCGUCCUAGCUUCACUGCUUAUCGAUCAAGAGUCACACUUUUGUUCGUCGCAAGACAACAAUUGUCUUGCCUUGGAGCUUGUGGCUUUCCACCCACCGCCCUUCUCUUCUAAGGAAGAAGAGCGCUUGCACCGUUUUGUUUCCAGUACGUACGUUGCGCAUAUACUUGGAUAGAACGAGAGCAAUGCGCAAGAUCAACCACCUCCUUGUGUCCUGGGCACCUCCCUGCAAGGGGAGGUCCCUCCCUCAUCAAUGGUUAUCACGUUGGAUUUUGGAAGCUUUAUAUUAUACAGCCCCCGGAGGGCCUGAGGGCUCAUUCCACCAGAGGUAUGGCUACCUCUUGGGCACUGUUCAAGGGCAUCUCCUUACAGGAGAUUUGCGAUGCGGCUUGUUGGACAUCCCCUCAUACUUUUAUGAGGUUCUACUGGCUAGAGUUUUUAACAAUUGGAGCUUCAGAAUGUUGAAGAAAUCCCAUUAAAGCAGAUUUAGGUUUUUCAGGAGGUCAAAAAUGGUUUCAAAAAGUAUACCAGCAACCUAUUCCAGACCAGUUUGCACGUUUUAAAGUUUGAAUGGUGUUUCUAUACUACUAUAUCAACCUUAUUACUUUGGAUUGUCGGGCAGUUAGAUCACACAUUUCAUCAGAAAAAACUACACUUGGACUACUACACUUUUAUACACUCUCCCACUAGAAUACCACAGUAUAUGCAAACUGUUAUAAUAGAGCACAGAAGACAAUGAGACAUUGUAGAAGUUUUAAAUAAAUUAACAACAUAUUUGGACGACAGACGGAGGUUCAUGAUGUCCUCUCUGGGUAGGCAUAGGCUACCUUGUAGUUACCAUUUAAUUUAUAAGGUUUUUGGGAAAGCCUUUCCAUCUCUGCCAAAAUAAGGUUUCAUUAGCAUCAUCGCUAAUGGCUACACAAAAUGUAGACAUACGCGUGCACCACACACACACACACAGACGGGCAUUCCUGUGCUGUUUCAGAAAGUUGCAGGAAAAUAUGAAUCACUGAUGCUGACUGACUGAACUGAAUAGGCUACCCAACUCUCAUUCAAAUUAAAAUGUCUAAACUACAGUUGUUGCGUGUGAAAACUGAGAGAUGCUCUGUUGCCUUGGCUGUAGCUGCUUUCUUGGUGUUCACAAUUCUUCAUCAUCAUUACUCUAUUGUUCUAAAUUCAAUCACCCUCUUCACCCUCCUCAUAAUUUUUGUCUGCGCUCCCCCAUGCACUCCACUGCCUGUUUGAGUAUCCAUAGCAACAGCUCCGUUUGGACUGCUCAAUGGCGAGACGAGAGAGCUGUUAGCUGAUGUUAGCUAGCUACUUUUUGUCACUCUAAACUCUGACAAACAGCUGUAACUUUUGAUUGGUAGUAGAUAAUUCUGUUCUGAUUCCAGAUUUGAAUAGCAGAGAAGAUGUCAUAACCUCUAACGUAUUGUUUAACUUGUUGGGAAAGUGGUAAAAAUGUCAGUUGUUUAUGAAAGAUUUGAGAAAAUGUUGUUGACGCAGUUAAUAAACAGUUAUAUCGUUUGAUUGGUAGAAUACAUUUUUGUUCCUAUGUCAGAUUUGAAAAGCAGAGAAGAAGAGGAAGAUUUCAUACGCUCUAACCUUUUGUCUAAGUUGUUGUCAAAGUGGUAAAAGUAGGUGAUUUGUGUCAAAAGUUUUAUUGUUGCAUUUACAGUGAAUAGAAUGUUGUAAGUGAUGAUGUCACAAUAGGCCCUUUAGAAUGUUGAGGAAAUCCCAUGAAAGUUGACGGAGGACAAAAAGGACAAAAAGUGUAAUAGUUUAACAAGUAUAAAAAAUAUAAAAAAGGUGUAUGCAAGCACACUAUUCCAGAUCAGUCUAAACAGUUUAAUGUUUGAACAGAGUUUCUAGCUGAAACAGUGUAAGAGGAGAAAUGUGCAGAAUAAUAAUAAUAAUAAUAAUAACUAGAUGGUACACAUUGUAUCAUGCUUAGAAUGUGGUCCUCCAUUGUUAUAACUUGAAAGUUCUGAAAAGUUCCAUGGCAGCUCAUUCAACAGUGGGCAGUUGUUUGUAAAAGUUGUAACAGUUGUUGAUGCGGUUACUAAAAUAGCUGUAUCGUUUGAUCCGUAGACCAUAUGUUUGUUCCCAUGUCAGAAUUGAAUAGCAGAGAAGUAGAUGAAGAUGUCAUACCCUCUAACCUUUUGUCUAACUUGUUGGAAAAGUGGUCAAAGUAGCUGAUUUGUGUCCAAAAUUACAUUGUUUUACAGUGAAUGUUGGAUGUCAUAGUGUCACAAUGGGCCCUUUAGAAUGCUGAGGAAAUGCCAUGAAAGUGGAUGGAGGACAAAAAGGAGGACAAAAAGUUUAAUACACUAUAUAUACAAAAGUAUGUGGACACCUUCAAAUUAGUGGAUUUAGCAAUUUCAGCCAACCCAUUACUGACAAGUGUAUAAUAUCGAGCACACAGCCAUGCAAUCUCAUAGACAAACAUUGGCAGUAGUAUGGCAAUGUUCAACGUGGCACCAUCAUGUGGUUGGUCCUGUGUUCUCUCUGGCGUCCUUUCCCCCUUGCAGCAGAUGUGGAUGCGGGUGCGUUUGCACGCUCGGCCCAUUUCUUCCGCAGUCAACCAUGUGGUGUGCAUUUUUGUAUUUGAAAAGGUACGGCGUUAAGUGAGUGAGAGGGGAAAUGGUUGCAUAUCCCAGAGCCGACCGGGGGUCUAUGAACAGGGGUAGUGAGAGAGAGAGCUUUCAAUUUUGUGUAGAUGAGGGAUAUACAUUUUUAAAUAUAGUAUACAUCUAAUCUAAUUAUUCAUUGUCCUAUCAUGAUGGAAAGAUCCCUAACCCUAUAACCUGGACACCCACCUGAGCGACCCAUACACCAAAGAGAAGUUCCCAUCUAUUUUAUGGACCUGCUGUGAAUAUGCAGCCUAAACAGAGAAAUAAAUGCGGUCAGAGACCUACUUGAGCAGCACCGCCCCCUCAAGAUUCUGAGCCUGCCUGGCAGGGUUGGUCCUACAAAGCCAGAGCCCCCUGAUGGGAGAGCAAAAUAUACAAGGAAAUUCUCAAAGCUGCUAAUGAGAACCAUGACGACCUUUUACCUAGCCGGUGGGGAUUCCGGUGGGGUACGCCCACCCAGGUAGUGGCAGUGCUGGCAACACUGGCUGCAGUAACCCAUGGGGAGGGGGUCACACUCGGACAAUCAGAGAGGGGGUUUAUCAUUGUGGCCCAGGUGGCACAAAACAAUCAAAGGUCUGACCGCAUGGAGAUGCUUGGGAAAAUGGUUACAACAGGGGAUCAGAGUGUUUGUGUCUCAGGUGAAGAGGGUGGAUCUGAUCUCCAUCACCUAGGACUUGACAUAGAUUAAGUAGAUUAAUCAAAUCUCACAUUGUUAUCAAUUUCUGCUCAAUCUGCAUGCUUUCUCAAUCAGCUUUAACUGUAUGUGCACUCGUAGAUCAAGUUAUUUCUCGAGUUGGGCUCUGGGAUAUAACAGCCGUUGAGUAUCGGAUUUUAUGGUGGAUUGUGGAGGAGGGGGGUUGAGUGUGUUGGAGUAUGUGAGUAUGUGCGUGUGUGCUGGUCUGGCAUCUGUUGUGGGGGGGGUGGGGAUGUUGGGGGGGGGGGGGGUAUGGGAUGGACCGCGGGAAUUAUUUGCUAGGAUAAUAAUUGCUUGUCAAUGAAUUAAAUGUAAUACAAUGGCAAUCCUGGUUAUAUGUUAGAAUCCUAUGCGUGAACUGCCGACAUUAUUACGCAUAUUAAUUGAUAAUGAUGGAAAAUAGGAUAUGCAUAAUAAAAAAAUUAAUAAUAGUUAUAUAGAUAUAUAUAUAUAUAUAGAGGUAAAAGCAUUGGAAAUGCUUUUGGCGGUUAACCUGCUUCUGUUUUGUGGGUGGCACUGUGUGCUGUUAUCGAUGGAUGGGUCCUGGCCUCUCGGGGCCUUAGGGAUACGGAGGGACGUGGGUGGGAUGCUGAUCACUGGGAUGACGGCUCAACUUGGGAUGGGCAGGGGCUUUAGCGGGGGAAUUAGUGGAGAACAAUUGAAGGGUUACUCCGUAGCAAUGCAAAUAUCACGGUACAGCUAUAUGGACACUCAAUCAUUACGCUAUUUUUUAUUGAUAAAUUUACAAACAUAUAUAAUGAUAAAUAGACUUGAAUAAUAAAUAAACUUGAAAAAAAAUAAACUUGUAUCUCAUUAUGGUGUAUGGUGAAAUAAGUAUAGCCAGUUAUAAUUGUAAUGGCUUAGCUGAUAAUAACAAAAGAAGAACAAUAUUUACAUGGCUCAAAGAGAAGGAAUAUAAUAUCUAUUGUAUACAGGAAACUCAUUCAACAAUUCGAGAUGAAGUAGCGUGGAAAAAAGAAUGGGGGGGGGGGAAAUAUACUUCUCCCAUGGGCAAAGAAAUUCAAAAGGGGUGAUGAUAUUAAUUAAUAGUAAUUUCGAUCCAAAUGUGCAAAUUGUCCAAAUAGAUACGCAAGGUAGAUGGAUUAUUUUAAAUAUGGUAUUGGACCAUAAACAGAUAUGGCUCAUUAACCUUUACGGACCAAAUAAUGAUGAUCCACAAUUCUUUGACAAUAUAUAUAAUAAAUUAUCAAGCCUGCAAGCAACUCAAGACAAUAUUAUUAUGGUGGGGGAUUAUAAUACUGUUUUAAAUAGCUCAAUGGACCGAAAAGGAAAUCACACCACAAACAAUCACCCACAUGCUCUUAAGGAAAUUGUGAAUGUCAUGGAUACAUUAGAACUAGUAGAUAUAUGGAGGCUUAAAUAUGCUGAUCUAGUGAGAUAUACAUGGCGGAGACUGAAUCAAGCUAGUCGUCUUGACUUCUUUCUUAUCUCAUUCUCGUUGGCACCAAAAGUAAAAAAAGUGUUGAUAGGGGACAGAAUGCGGUCGGACCAUCAUAUAAUAGGCAUAUACAUUACUCUGACUGAAUUUCCACGUGGGCGAGGAUAUUGGAAAUUUAAUCAAAGCCUAUUAGAUGAUAAUUUAUUUAUAAUUAGAACAAAGGAAUUUAUAACUGACUUUUUCCAACAUAACAUAGGUACAGCGAAUCCCCUUAUUGUAUGGGACACCUUUAAAUGUGCCUUUAGAGGCCAUGCAAUUCAGUACUCAUCUCGAAAACAAAAGCAAUUUAGGUCAAAAGAGUUUAUACUAAGAAAGGAAAUAGAAAGUCUAACAGAACAGAUAGAUGGCAAUAAAAACUGUAACAUAGAGGCUCAGAAUAAAUUAGAGGAAAAACAAAAAGAAAUGGAAAAACUUAUUCAAGAAAGAUCAAGUGUAAUAUAUUAUAAAAAUAAAGCAAACUGGAUGGAAUAUGGGGAAAAAUGCACAAAAUUCUUUUUUAAUCUUCAACAUAGGAAUGCUACCAAAAAUAACUUAAUGAAACUAGUUACAAUUGACGGAGUCACCCAUAAUUCACCUAAUGAUAUUUUGAAGGAAGAAACAAAGUAUUUUAAGCAUAUGUUUUCUUUUCAGUCGCCUCCAUCUCCUCUAACUGAAGCUAAUUGUAGAGAUUUUUUUUCUAUUGAUAAUGUCAAAUUAACAGCCACACAGAAAGACUCAUGUGAAGGUGAAAUUACAGAGGAGGAACUUCUGGAUGCAAUUAAAGACUUUAAGUCGGGGAAAACUCCAGGGUUGGAUGGCAUACCAAUCGAGGUAUACCAAACCUUUUUUGAUAUACUAAGAGGACUGUUAUUAGCAUGUUUUAACCACUCCUAUGUAAAUGGUAGAUUAUCUGACACUCAAGAAGAAGUUCUGAUCUCAUUAUUACUGAAACAGGAUACAAGUGGAAAAUAUAAAGAUCCAGUCCAUUUACAAAAUUGGAGGCCCCUUACACUUCAGUGUUGUGAUGCAAAAAUCCUAGCAAAAUGUAUAGCGCAUAGAAUUAAAAAGGUAUUGUCGAAUAUUAUUCAUUCUAAUCAGACAGGUUUUUUACAUGGAAGAUACAUUGGAGAUAAUAUAAGGCAAGUAUUGGAAACUGUCACACCCUGGUUCUGGGACUCAUUAUGUUGAGCCAGGGUGUGUGCAUUCUAUGUGUUCCUUUACGGUCAUUGUUACUGAGGACUUUACGAAUCGUCUAUUUGUUUUGGGUUUUGCACUUUAAUAUAAUAAAGUCAAUCAUGUUCGCUCAACACGCUGCGUAUUGGUCUACUCCUUUUGAAGACGAUCGUGACAGAAAAACCCACCAUACAACGACCAAGCAGCGUGUCCAGGAACAGACACAGGAGGUGACUCUGGUGGAUGUCCUCCUCGGUUGGGGGCAGAUUACCGAGGAGGAGGCCGUCCGGUACCGGAGGGCUAUGAAGGGGGAGACCCAGGCAGAAGAGGAGCAGCGGCGUCAGCAGUGGCAUCGUCGGACGGACGAGAGGCACCCCCAAUAAUUUUUUAGGGGGGGGCACAGGGCAUGGACGACGGGGCUGACGGAGGCAGAGAAGGGGCGGAUUCAAAAGGCCACCAGGUUACGGGGGCCACUGGUCAAAGUAGGGAAAGGAGGUUUAGAGGCACGGCGAGAGGUACUGGGGUGUGUUACCAGUCCGGUCCGGCCCGUUCCAGUUCCCGGAGUAGAGCCAGUGGUGUGUGUCCCCAGUACGGUCCGGCCUGUUACGGCCCCUCGCACCAAAUGGACGGUGCGCGUCUCCAGCCCGGUUCGGCCUGUUCCUGCCUCUCGCACCAAACCUACGGUGUGCGUCGACAGCCCUGCCCGGCCUGUUCCUGCUCUACGCACCAAGGCUACGGUGUGCGUCGACAGCCCUGCCCGGCCUGUUCCUGCUCUACGCACCAAGGCUACGGUGUGCGUCGACAGCCCUGCCCGGCCUGUUCCUGCUCUACGCACCAAGGCUACGGUGUGCGUCGACAGCCCUGCCCGGCCUGUUCCUGCUCUACGCACCAAGGCUACGGUGUGCGUCGACAGCCCUGCCCGGCCUGUUCCUGCUAAACGCACCAAGUCUACGGUGUGCGUCGCCAGCCCGGUCCGGCCUGUUCCUGCCACCCGCACCAAGUCUACGGUGCGCGUCGCCAGCCCGACCCGGCCUGUUCCUGCCACUCGCACCAAACCUACGGUGCGCGUCGCCAGCCCGGUCCGGCCUGUUCCUGCCACCCGCACCAAGUCUACGGUGUGCGUCGCCAGCCCGACCCGGCCUGUUCCUGCCACUCGCACCAGACCUACGGUGCGCGUCGCCAGGCCGACCCGGCCUGUUCCUGCCACUCGCACCAAGCCUACGGUGCGCGUCGCCAGCCCGGUCCGGCCUGUUCCUGCCACUCGCACUAAGCCAGGGGUGCGAGUCGUCAGCCUGGUAAGGCCCGUUCCUCCUCCACGCACCAAGCCUACGGGGUGCGUCGUCAGCCCUGUCCGGCUCGUUCCUGCCCUCCGCACCAGGUCUGUGGUGCGCGUCGCCAGCCCAUUCCGGUCCAUUCCUGUUCCACGCACCAAGCCAGGGGCGCGUGUCGUCAGUCCGGCUCCGGCCAGCGGGGCUAGACAGGACCAGGGGUACUGUGGGGGGUGUAUCGGAGGGUGGUGGUCUAGGCCGGAGCCAGAACCGCCACCGAGGAGGUAUGCCCGCCCAGCCCUCCCCUGUUUGGGGGUUUUGAGGCGCGGUCGCAGUCCGCGCCUUUAGGGGGGGGUACUGUCACACCCUGGUUCUGGGACUCAUUAUGUUGAGCCAGGGUGUGUGCAUUCUAUGUGUUCCUUUACGGUCAUUGUUACUGAGGACUUUACGAAUCGUCUAUUUGUUUUGGGUUUUGCACUUUAAUAUAAUAAAGUCAAUCAUGUUCGCUCAACACGCUGCGUAUUGGUCUACUCCUUUUGAAGACGAUCGUGACAGAAACAAUAGAACACUAUGGAAAAUAUGGGAAACCAGGCCUGCUAUUCAUAGCAGACUUCGAAAAGGCAUUUGAUAAAGUUCGACUGGAAUUUAUAUAUAAAUGCCUGGAGCAUUUCAAUUUUGGAAAAUCUCUUAUAAAAUGGGUCAAAAUCAUGUAUAGUAACCCUAGGUGUAAAAUAGUAAAUAAUGGCUAUUUCUCAGAAAGUUUUAAACUAUCAAGAGGAGUGAAACAAGGUUGUCCACUAUCGGCAUAUCUAUUUAUUGUGGCCAUCGAGAUGUUAGCUAUUAAAAUCAGAUCCAAUAAUAAUAUCAGGGGAUUAGAAAUACAGGGCUUAAAAACAAAGGUGUCAUUGUACGCAGAUGAUUCAUGUUUUCUUUUAGAUCCACAACUUGAAUCCCUCCACAGCCUCAUAGAGGAUCUAGAUACAUUUUCUAACCUCUCUGGAUUAAAACCAAAUUAUGACAAAUGUACUAUAUUACGUAUUGGAUCACUAAAAAAUAAAAAUUUUACAUUACCAUGUAGUUUACCAAUAAAAUGGUCUGAUGGUGAUGUGGAUAUACUCGGAAUACAUAUCCCAAAGGAAAUAAAUAAUCUCACUUCAAUAAAUUUUAAUAGAAAGUUAGCAAAAAUAGAUAAGAUCUUACUACCAUGGAAAGGAAAAUACCUGUCAAUUUGUGGAAAAAUCACCCUGAUUAACUCUUUAGUAUUAUCCCAGUUUACCUAUUUGCUUAUGGUCUUGCCUACGCCUAGCAAACAGUUUUUUAAAAUAUAUGAGAAAAAAAUAUUCAAUUUUAUUUGGAACGGCAAGCCAGACAAAAUUAAAAGAGCAUAUUUAUAUAAUGAAUAUGAAUUCGGAGGACAGAAAUUAUUAAAUAUUAAAGCAUUAGACCUAUCACUAAAAUCUUCAGUCAUCCAAAAGUUAUACUUAAAUCCGAACUGGUUCUCAAGCAAAUUAGUAAGAUUGUCUCACCCACUGUUCAAGAAAGGCCUUUUUCCCUUUAUUCAGAUUACAAUCUCUCACUUUCAGUUAUUUGAAAAGGAAAUAAUCUCCCAAAUGUCACUAUUUCUAAAACAAGCCAUAGAAAGUUGGUUGCAAUUUCAAUUUAAUCCUCCAGAAACGACAGAACAAAUAAUGCAACAAAUAUUGUGGUUAAAUUCAAAUAUACUAAUUGACAAAAAACCUUUAUUUUUUGACAGAAUGUUUAAAAAAGGUAUAAUCUUCGUAAAUGAUAUCAUCGGUAGGACUGGUGGAGUUAUGUCGCACAUGCAGCUAACAAAAACAUAUGGAAAUGUCUGCUCUACCCAAAAUUACAACCAAAUAAUUGCAGCCUUACCGCAAAAGUAGAAGAGGAAAGUUGAAGGGGGAGAAAGUAAGGAACUUGUCUGUCGGCCUUGCAUUAAAGAACAUAAUUGGUUAAGGAAAACUGUGAUAAAUAAAAAAGUAUAUCAGUUUCACUUAAGGACCAAAGGAUUGACAGCCGUCCCAUAUAGAUUGCAAAAUAGUUGGGAAGAGAUCUUUGACGUACCAAUCCCAUGGCAUAGUGUUUAUGAACUGACACGCAAAACGACACCGGAUUCAAAAAUUAGAAUCUUUCAAUUUAAAUUAUUAUAUAUAAUUCUUGCUACCAAUAGAAUGUUAUUUAUAUGGGGGAUACAAUCUUCCCAGCUCUGCAGAUUUUGCUGUGAAGAGAUAGAAUCAUUAGAUCAUUUGUUUUGGUUCUGUCCAUUUGUAGCUUGUUUUUGGACACAGGUCCAGGAAUGGCUAAAGGAUUGCAAUAUUUACCUGGAACUAACCUUGCAGAUAGCAUUACUGGGUGAUCUGAAAAGUCAUAGUCAAUCAAUCAAUAAUAUAAUGAUACUUUUAGCAAAAAUGUUUAUUUUUAAUUCACAAUCUGUAGAAGCAAUGAGAAUAGAAAGGUUCAGAACUUUUGUAAAACAUCACAGUAUGGUUGAAAUAUAUAUGGCAAAUAGAAAUCCUAUAUGGAUGGUGUUAAGAGAUAGAUGGGAGGUAUUGAAUAGAGUUGAAGGAUGGGACUAAUAACAAAUAACAACAAAUAAUAACAAAGAUAGCUAAUAAUGUAAGCAUACUGUGUCCAUAAUAAGUAUAUAGGUUGUAUGUUGGGAGCUUUUGGGAAAGAGCACAGUUAGAAAGAUAUGGCAUUUAGAAGCAAACCGGAUGGACAUCAUGAAAAUGAUCGGAGAGGUUGAGAGUAGAAGAAGUUCAGGAGCAAAAAAAAAUAAUUAAUAAAUAUAUAUAUAUAUAUAUAUAUAUAUAUAUGGAUAUAGAAUUAUUGUAAAAUUAACUCUGUCCAUAAGGUGUAGAUAGUAAUUAUAGACCGGAAGUAGAGGCCUGGGCGUUGUUGUUCACUAAUUUACUCCAAGUAGGGAAAGGAUGGUGGGGUUGAAAAGUAAUAAAGGGGAAUAUAUAUAUAUAGAAAAUUUAAAAAACAUGGGGGAUUGGAAGUGAUGCAGACAAUUACAUUGAUAGAAGAUACAAUCUAUCUGCAAUAUUAAGCUGAUCCAUCCCCCCAGAAAAAAAUAAAUUAAAUUAAAAAAAACAAAAAAAACAACAACAAAAAACACAGGGCUACUUCACUUCCACCUCACCGGCCAUACGACUGCGCCAUUGACCUCCAGCCAGGAGCCCCUCUCCCUAACAGUCGCCUGUACAAUCUCUCCCGCCCGGAGACGGAGGCUAUGGAGAACUACAUACGGGACUCCUUGGCGGCAGGUAUUAUUCGUCCUUCCUCGUCACCUGUAGGAGCGGGAUUCUUUUUUGUGGGAAAGAAGGAUAAGACCCUCAGACCCUGUAUUGAUUACCGUGGACUUAACAACAUCACCAUUAAGAACAAGUAUUCUCUGCCUUUGAUUAAUUCUGCUUUUCCCCUCCUUCAUGGUGCUACCAUCUUUACGAAACUGGAUCUACGAAAUGCGUAUCACCUGGUGCGCAUUCGUAAAGGUGACUGUCUUCAACACACCCUUGGGACAUUUUGAGUAUCUGGUCAUGCCUUUUGGUUUGUCUAAUGCCCCUGCUGUUUUUCAGGCACUCGUGAAUGAUGUCCUUAGGGACAUGUUGAAUCGUUUUGUUUUUGUCUAUCUGGAUGAUAUCCUGAUUUUCUCAGAGUCCUCCCAGGAACAUGAACUGCAUGUGCGCCAGGUGUUGCAAAGGUUGUUGGAGAACAAACUAUUUGUGAAGAUGGAGAAAUGUGAAUUUCAUGUGUCUGAGACCUAUUUUUUGGGUUACAUAAUCGCUCAGGGGGAGUUGCGGAUGGACCCAGCUAAGAUCUCUGCAGUCACGGACUGGCCAGCCCCCUCCACCCGCAAACAACUUCAAUGAUUCCUGGGGUUUGCGAACUUCUACAGGAGGUUCAUCAAGGACUACAGCCGCAUUGCGGCACCACUCACCGCUCUCACCUCCAUCUCACUACCGUUCGCUUGGAAUGAAGGGGCCGAAUCAGCGUUCGAAGAACUGAAACAUCGCUUCGCCUCGGCUCCCAUUCUGAUGCAGCCGGACCCUGACCGCCAGUUUGUCGUGGAGGUGGAUGCAUCCGACACUGGGGUAGGUGCGGUGUUGUCACAACGUUCUCCUGAAGAUAACAAACUGCAUCCCUGUGCUUUUCUUUCACGGAAGCUUUCUCAGGCAGAGAGGAAUUAUGAUGUUGGCAAUCGUGAACUGCUCGCCGUUAAGCUGGCUCUCGAGGAGUGGCGGCAUUGGUUGGAGGGGGCGGAACAACCCUUCAUCGUUUGGACGGAUCACAAGAAUCUGGCAUACAUCCAGUCAGCUAAGCAGCUCAAUCCCCGUCAAGCCAGGUGGGCACUAUUUUUUGGGAGAUUCAAUUUUUCUCUGUCUUACCGUCCUGGGUCACGCAACGUCAAGCCUGACGCCCUGUCUCGUGUUCAUUCUGCUGUUGAUACUGGUAGUAACCCUGAACCCAUCUUGCCUCCUACCUGCAGUAUUGCGGCCAUUACAUGUGACAUCGAAGGGAUGGUUAGACAGGCUCAACAUCAUCAAGCUGACCCUGGGAGCGGUCCUCCUAACCGGUUGUUUGUCCCUGAGUCUGUUCGCUCCCAGGUACUUCAGUGGGCUCACUCGUCUCCCCUUACCUGUCACCCUGGAGUUACUCGGACCCUUGACUUUGUGCGACGGAAGUUCUGGUGGCCCAGGAUGGAGGCGGACACUCGAGCCUUCAUUGCUGCUUGUACGGUAUGUGCACGAAGUAAGAACUCCACCCAGGCCAGCGCUGGUCAUCUACGACCUCUGCCAAUACCCAGCCGGCCCUGGUCCCACAUUGCUUUGGAUUUUGUUACUGGACUUCCCCCCUCGUCUGGAAAGACUGUCAUUCUUACUGUGAUUGAUCGUUUUUCUAAGUUUGCUCAUUUUUUGGUCCUACCUAAACUGCCCACUGCCAGAGAGACGGCUGAUAUUUUGGUUGAACAUGUGUUCCGCUCUCAUGGUCUGCCCACUGAUAUUGUCUCUGACAGGGGUCCCCAGUUUGUCUCCCAGGUAUGGAAAGCUUUCUGUAAAGCUUUGGGCAUCACAUCCAGCCUGUCCUCUGGAUAUCACCCCCAGACCAACGGGCAAGCCGAGAGAGCGAACCAGGAGAUGGAGACCGCUCUCCGCUGUGUCACAGGGUCUAACCCUGGGUCUUGGAGCUCCAUGCUCCCCUGGGUGGAAUAUGCUCAUAACACCUUGACUAACGCUUCCUCUGGUUUGUCUCCCUUUCUGUGUGCUCUGGGUUAUCAACCUCCCUUGUUCCCUUCUCAAGAGAGGGAACUGGUGGUACCCUUGGUGCAGUCCCACAUGCGCCGCUGCUUCAAGGUCUGGAGGAAGGCCAGGGUAGCUCUGUCCCGAGCUUCGUCGUACAUGCAGAGGCAAGCCAACCGUCACCGGUCCCAGGCUCCCGGUUACUCUCCUGGUCAAGAGGUAUGGCUUAAGUCACGUGAUCUUCCAUUGAAAGUAGAAUCUAAGAAGAUGGCGCCGCGUUUUAUAGGACCGUUCAAGAUACUGUCUAUUGUUAACCCCUGCGCGGUUAAACUACAGCUUCCUGCCUCCCUACGGGUUCAUUCCACUUUUCAUGUGUCCCAGAUCAAGCCUGUGUCUGUCAGCCCUCUGUGCCCGCCCUCUCGUCCCCCUCCUCCGCCCAGGAUCGUGGGUGGGGGUCCUGUCUACACUGUCCGGCGACUUCUGGAUGUUCGCCGCCGGGGUCGUGGUUUCCAUUACCUGGUGGAUUGGGAGGGUUAUGGUCCUGAGGAACGUUCCUGGGUGCCCAGGAGCUUCAUUGUGGAUCCUGCUCUGGUCCGUGAAUUUCAUCGGUUACAUCCCGAUAAACCCUGUCGGCCGCCAGGUGGCGUCCGUAGAGGGGGGGGUACUGUUAGGCCUACUGCUGCUAGGGGUAGCUCUCUCUCUGCUCUUCCCCUCCCCUCUGUUUGUCCUUGAUUGCAGGAGUGAAGUCUGGUGUGCGGGAGUCAGGGUUCCAGCUGCAGCUCAUUCACCAUAAUCACCUCAGCCUUUAAGACCCGGUCAAACUUGCCACUCAUCGUCAGAUCAUAGUCAAGACGACCAUGUUAGUCUCGCUGCCGACUCAACCUGUUGUUUUCGCUCUUUGUGUUUUUUGGCCUGUUCUAUUUACUUUUCUCCUGUGCCACAGAUUAUUGGAACCUGACUCCUGCCUCCGCUUCACUCCUGCCACCACCAUCCUGCUUUCCACUACCGGACCUCCCUUUUGGACUCACCACGGACACUAGGACAUUACGGUACCACACCUGCUCUGACCUGGAUCUGUUACCCUCCCUGUAACCUGGACUUGCUCUUCCCCUAUUAUUGGAAACCUGGACAAAUUGAACAUUGUAAAUAAACCUGUUAAACCUUCUCUGGCUCGGUGUGAUUGUCUGCAUUUGGGUUCAAAUCCAGUUUAAUCAUGACAGUUUGUCGUAGCCGGCCGCGACCGGGAGACCCAUUGGGCGGAGCACAAUUGGCCCAGCGUCGUCCAGGGUAGGGGAGAGAAUGGCUGGGAUAUAGCUCAGUUGGUAGAGCAUGGCGUUUGCAACGCCAGGGUUGUGGGUUCGAUUCCCACGGGGGGCCAGUAUGAAAAAUAUAACAAAUAAUGUAUGCACUCACUAAUUGUAAGUCGCUCUGGAUAAGAGCAUCUGCUAAAUGACUAAAAUGUAAAUGUAAAAUGUUUGUCGAGAUCGGUGUGGAAGAACUUGACUGGCCUGCACAGAGCCCUGACCUCAACCCCAUCGAACACCUUUGGGAUGAAUUGGAACGCCAACUGCGAACCUAAUCGCCCAACAUCAGUGCCCGACCUCACUAAUGCUCUUGUGGCUGAAUGGAAGAAAGUCCCCACAGCAAUGUUCCAACAUCUAGUGGAAAGCCUUCCCAGAAGAGUGGAGGCUGUUAUAGCAGCAAAGGGGGGACCAACUCCAUAUUAAUGACCAUGAUUUUGGAAUGAGAUGUUCGACGAGCAAGUGUCCACAUACUUUUGGUCAUGUAGUGUAGUUUAAAAAGUUUAAAAUAUAUAAAAAAAGUAAAAUGUAAGCAUACUAUUCUAGAUCAGUCUACGCGUUUUAAAGUUUGAACGGCAUUUCUAGAAGAAGAAGAAGAAGAAGAAGAAUGACAUCGAAGAUUUCACUCUGGACUUCUGCUUUGCAAGUCCCACCUAGUACGAAUAAUAAUAACUAAAUGAUAAUUCUACAUGAAGUAGAAUUGAUGGGACUUGCUUUAACUCUUUAAAAGUAUUUUUGUGGUAGUGGUAGAAGUAAAAAAUGUGUUACUGUACUAUUUAAAGCAAAGUACUUACAUAUUGUCAAAGUUAAAUUUAGUAAAAUAAUUGGUCUGAUUACUUUGAUAGAUUACUACAUCAACCUUAUUAAUUUGGAUUAUGGGUCAGUUAGAUCCCAAAAAUGUCUAAAGUAGGAUCAAGUGGACAACACUCUUAGGAAAGCAAAUCAGCUCUGAAUCAUGCAUGCUGUGGGUUUCAGAUAAAUAGAUGCACAAUUUACUCUUGUAAAACAUUCAGUAUAAAUUAACUUUAGUUUGAUGAUUAUGUAAUGAUUAGAAUGUUUUAGGCUAUUAUUUAGGGAGAGAAAUGUGAAGGUGUGUCUAGUGAUUUUAAAGUAUUUUUGUGAUAGUUGAAGAUUGAUGUAGAAUAGGUUCGUAUGAAGACCUACUGGUAGCUAGCUGUAGUUCUAAUAAAUAAACUCUUUAGGUGAUCCCUGAAAAGUAAAUUUCCUGAAGAAAAUGUGGUGUGCUUGCUAACUUUAUUUAAAGUAUGUAUGGUUUUGAAAUAAGUUAUAGUAGUGGUAGUGACUGGUUAUAGUUGAAAAAGUAGGUAGAUUAAAAUAUUGAUUGAUUUAUUGAUUGAUUGGUUGGUUGAUAGGAUGGGAUAGGCUAGCCUGAACAUGUGGAUGUUGAUUUGGUGUCUCUAGCUUAAAAGGUUCAAGAGUUACAAUUAUAGUUGGUAGGUAUUAUAUUGUAAUUUAUGCACAUUUAAGUAGUUAUAAUUUAUAGUGCACACCAGAGCUAGACCAGAGCUAGUGCGAACCAGAGCUAACUAGCUACGCCCAGGACCAGAGCUGGACAAGAGCUUGUGCAGACCAGAGCAGUAGUUGUGGUCACUAGUUAUGGUCAGUAGAUAUGGUCAGUAGUUGUGCAGUUGCAGUCAGUAGUUGUGUUCAGUAGUUGUGGUCAGUAGUUGUGGUCAGUAGUUGUGUGGUUGUUGAAGGCUAUUUGGGCCCUACAGUACGGACGUGGUCAGUAGUUGUGGCCAGUAGUUGUGUGGUUGUGGUCAGUAGUUGUGUGGUUGUGUUCAGUAGUUGUGGUCAGUAGUUGUGGUCAUUAGUUGUGUGGUUCAGUAAUUUUGUGUUCAGUAGUUGUGGUCAGUAGUUUUGUGGUUGUGGUCAGUAGUUUUGGUCAGUAGUUGUGGUCAUUAGUUGUGGUCAUUAGUGGUCAGUAGUUUUGGUCAGUAGUUUUGGUAAGUAGUUGUGUGGUUCAUUAGUUGUGGUCAGUAGUUGUGAACUUCAAAACAUGAUGUAUUAUUAUUGGAAUUUGCAGAUGUUGGUAAGUAAUGAAUCUGCUAGCUUCUGACAUGACUUACUGCUUCUUUAAUUAAAGCAGUUGAUGGGUUACUAAAACAGCUCUGUCUCUUGGUAGAAGUUAUUCAUGUUCUGCUUUCAGAUUUGAAAAUCAGAGAAGUAGAGGAAGAUGCCAUAUACUUUCACUUUUUGUCUAACUUGUUGGGAAAGUGUUAAAAAUAUCAGUUGUUUAUAAAACCUUGAUAUUAGAUUAAGAUAUUUUUGUUCAAACGCCAGAUUUGAAUAGCAGAGACGUAGACAAAGAUUUCAUACACUAACUUUUUGUCUAAGUUGUUGCAGUGGUCAAAGUAGCUGACUUGUGUCAAAAGUUGCAUUGUUGCAUUUACAGUAAAUGGAAUGUUGGAAGUGAUAAUGUUACAAUGGGGCCUUUUAGAAUCUUGAGGAAAUGCCAUGAAAGUGAAUGAAGAUGGACAAAAAGAAGGACAAAAAGUUUAAUCAUUUAAAAAAGUAUAUUUUUUAAAAGUUGUAUACAAGCACAUUAUUCCAGACCGAUCAGCACGUUUUAAAGUUUGAAUGACGUUUUUAGCUUAAACGGUGUAGGAGGAGUAACGUUCCAAAUAAUAAUAAGAAGAAGAAGUACGACGAAGACUUAGAAUGGGACAUUUGCUUUGAAAGUCCCAUUAAAAAGUCAGAAGUAAGAGGAACAUUUAAAGUUGGGACUUUUGCUUCGCAAGUCCCACCUAAUAAUAAUAAUAAUACAUUAAAAGUUAAAUAUAUUAAAAUAUUGGGUCUGAUUACUUUGAUAGACUACUACACUGAGUGUACAAAACAUUAGGAACACCUUCCUAAUAUUGAGUUGCACCCCGUUUUGCCCUCAGAACAGCCUCAAUUUGUCGGGGCAUGGACUCUACAAGGUGUCGAAAGCGUUCCACAGGGAUGCUGGCCCAUGUUCACUCCACAGUUUUGUCAAAUUGGCUCAAUGUCCUUUGGGUGGUGGACCAUUCUUGAUAUACACGGGAAACUGUUGAGCGUGAAAAACCCAGCAGCAUUGCAGUUCUUGACACACUCAAACCGGUGCGCCUGGCACCUACAACCAUACCCCAUCCAAAUGCAUUUAAACAUUUUGUCUUGCCAAUUUAUCCUCUGAAUUGCACACACAAUCCAUGUCUCAUUUGUCUCAAGGCUUAAAAAUCCUUCUUUAACCUGUCUCCUCCCCUUCAUCUACACUGAUUGAAGUGGAUUUAACAGGUGAUAUCAAUCAAUCAUCAAUCAAUCAAUUUUAUUUUAUAUAGCCCUUCGUACAUCAGCUAAUAUCUCGAAGUGCUGUACAGAAACCCAGCCUAAAACCCCAAACAGCUAGUAAUGCAGGUGUAGAGGGAUCAUAGCUUUCACCUGGAUUCACCUGGUCAGUCUAUGUCAUGAUGUUCCUAAUGUUUAGUACACUCAGUGUAUAUCAACCUUAUUACUUUGGAUUGUUAUUGCAGUUGGAUCACAUACCUUAUUGCAGUUGGAUCACAUAUUUCACUGUGGGUAACAAUGGGCAACAACGGUGCUGGAGGGAAUAACUACAGUUUUAACGGCUCCUGACCAAUUCUCCUAUUUUGUGUGUUUUUUUGCGCUGAUCCUAAAAAGAUUAGUACAUAAUGUUUCCGCCAUCAUUUCCUAUGACCGAAUACAGCUGCUGGGCAUCAGAACAGUGAUCACUAACCUCGAUUUGGAUGAGGAUUUCUACUUCAAUGAGUUAGAGGUAAAUUACAUCCUGCUCUUCCCGGACCAGGCCAAAAUCCCCGAUACUCGAAGGAGGAAGAGGCCAUGUUAUAGAGGCUGGCAAGUGGAUAAACCGCCUCUACCCUCUGUUCUAUUGGCAAACGUGCAAUCACUGGAGAAUAAACUGGACGAGCUCCGUUUGAGACUAUCCUAUCAACGUGAUCUGAAGAACUGUAACAUCCUAUGUUUCUCAGAGUCGUGGCUGAACCAGGACAUGGAAAAUCUAGGUGUUUUUUUCUAUUAAUCGGCAGGACAGAACGGCAGUGUCGGGCAUACUCAGGGGGUGGGGUGAUGUGUGUCUCUUUGGUAACAACAGCUGGUGCGCAAUCUCUAAUAUUAAGGAAGUCUUAAGGUUCUGCUCGAGUUAGAAUACAUCAUGAUUAGUUGUAGACCAUACUAUUUACCAAGAGAGUUUUCAUCUACUUUUUUUGUAGCUGUCUACUUACCACCACAAACUGAUGCUGGCACUCAAUGAGCUGUAUAGGGCCAAAUAUAAACAAGAAAAUGCUCACAAAGAGGCGGCAUUCCUAGUGGCCGGUGAUUUUAAUGCAGGAAAACUGAAAUCCGUCUUACCUCAUUCCUAUCAGCAUGUCACCUUGUGCAACUAAAGGUGAAAAAACUCCAGAUCACCUUUACUCCACACACCGAGACACAUACAAAACUCUCCCCUCCAUUUGGAAAAUCUGACCAUAACUCUUUCCUGCUUAUUCCUACUUACAAGCAAAAACUCAAACAAGAUGUACCAGUGACACACACGCUCAAUACAGAAGUGGUCAGAUGAAACGGAUGCUAAGCUACAUGACUGUUUUGCUAGCACAGACUGGAAUAUGUUCUGGGAUUCAUCCGAUGGCAUUGAGGAGUUUACCACAUCAGUCACCGGCUUCAUUAAUAAGUGCAUCGACGACGACGUCCCCACAGUGACCAUACGUACAUAUCCCAACCAGAAGCCAUUAAUUAAAGGCAACAUCCACACUGAGCUAAAGGCUAGAGCUGCCGCUUUCAAGGAGCAAGACACAAAUCCGGAUGGUUAUAAGAAAUCCCGCUACGCCCUCCGACGAACCAUCAAAAUCAAAAUGUUUCAAUACAGGACUAAUAUUGUAUCCUAUAGCUCUGACGCUGGUCGGAUGUGGCAGGGCUUGCAAAAUAUCACGGAUUACAAAAGGAAACCCAGCUUUGAGCUGCCCAGUGAUGCGAGCCUACCAGACGAGCUAAAUGCCUUCUAUGCUCGCUUCGAGCCUAGCAACACUGAACCAUGCAUGAGAGCACCAGCUGUUCCGGACGACUGUGUGAUCAUUCUCUCCAUAGCCGAUGCGAUUAAGACCUGUUAACAAGUUAACAUUCACAAGGCCACAGGGCCAGACGGAUUACCAGGACGCGUCAUGGCUCACAUUAAAACCAUCAUCCCAGACACCCUGGACGCACUCCAAUUCGCAUACCGCCCCAACAGAUCCACAGAUGACCCAAUCUCUAUUGUACUCCACACUGCCCUUUCCUACCUGGCCAAAAGGAACACCUACAUGAGAAUGCUGUUCAUUGACUACAUCUCAGCCUUCAACACCAUAGCGCCCUGCAAGCUCAUAACUAAGCUAAACACCCUGGGACUGAACACCUCCCUCUGCAACCGGAUCCUGGACUUCCUGAAGGGCCGCCCCCAGGUGGUAAGGGUAGGCAACAACACAUCCGCCACACUGACCCUCAACACGGGGGCCUCAGAGGUGAGUUCUUAGUCCCCUCCUGUUCACCCACGACAGCAUGACCGCGCACGACUCCAACACCAUCAUUACGUUUGCUGACAAUACAACUGUGGUUGGCCUGAUCACCGACAACGAUGAGACAGCCUAUAAGGAGGACCUCUCCCUCAACUUCAGCAAGACAAAGGAGCUGAUUGUGGACUGCAGGAAAUGGAGGGCAGAGCACGCCCCCAUUCACAUUGAUGGGGCUGUAGGGGAGUGGGUCGAGAGCUUCACGUUCCUUGGUGUCCACAUCACUAAGGACCUAUCAUGGUCCAAACACACCAACACAGUUGUGAAGAGGGCACGACAACGCCUCUUCCCCCUCAGGAGGCUGAAAAGAUUUGUCAUGGGUCCUCAGAUCCUCAAAAAGUUCUACAGCUGCACCAUCGAGAGCAUCCUGACUGGUUGCAUCACCACCUGGUAUGGCAACUGCUCGGCCUCCGACCGCAAGGUACGAUAGAGGGUAAUAUACAUCACUGGGGCCAAGCUUCCUGCCAUCCAGGACCUCUAUACCAGGCGUUGUCCGAGGAAGACCCUAAAAAUGGUCAAAGACUCCAGCCACCCAAGUCAUAGACUGUUCUCUCUGCUACCGCACGGCAAGCGGUACCGGAGCGCCAAGUUUGUGACCAAUAGGCUCCUGAACAACUUCUACCCCCAAGCCAUAAGUCUGUUGAACAGUUAAUCAAAUGGCCACCUGGACUAUUUGCAUUGACCCCCUUUUUAUUUGCACUGACUCUCUUGCACCGGCUCUAUGCACACUAACUGACACUCCAACACACACUCUCACACGCAAAACUCACAUGCAUAUUGACACCACACACUGCUUUAUUAUCUAUCCUGAUUGACUAGUCACGUUUACCCCUACCUACAUGUACAUAUUACCUCAACUACUUCGUACCCCUGCACAUUGACUCGGUAUCGGUACUCCUACUAUAUAGUCUCGUUAAUGUUAUUGUGUUACUAUUUCCUUUUGAAUUGAUUGCUACAUUUUCUUACUUUUUAACUCGUUGUUGGCUCAAAACUAAGCAUUUCACGAUAAAGUCUUCACCUGUUUUGUUAGGUGCAUGUAACAAAUACAAUUUGAUUACUACACUUUUAUACACUCUUACUAGGAAACCAUAGGAUAUGCAAACUGUAAUAAUUACUCAUAAGGAAUUAGAAAAGUUUUAGGCUAUCAUUUGGGGAGAGAAAUAUGAUGGUGCCUCUAGUUUAGAUUUUUUUUUUGCUAUAGUAACUUCCCUUUAACCAUACAUUUAUUUCUUAAUCAAAUGAUAAAGCUGUUAAAAGAAAGUUAUUACUGGAUUGAAUAGAUCAAUAAAUAGGAUAUAUAAAUAAGGUAAGGACACAGGAUGAAAUACCUAAUGGAUGUAUCACGUUUAGGAGAAGACCCAGAUGCAGACAGUGUCAAAGUAACAAAAGUUUAUUACAAAAACAGGGGGCAGACAAACGACAGGUCAAGGGCAGGCAGAGGUCAGUAAUCCAGAUCAGAGUCCAAAAGGUUCAGAACGGCAGGCAGUCUCAGGGUCAGGGCAGGCAGAGGUCAAUAAUCCAGGGUGGUGUGACAAGGUACAGAACGUCAGGCAGGCUCAGGGUCAGGGCAGGCAGAAUGGUCAAAACCGGGAAAACUUGAAAACAGGAACUUGAAAACGACAGGAGCAAGGGGAAAACCGCUGGUAGGCUUGACAAAACAAAACGAACUGGCAACAGACAAAUAGAGAACACAGGUAUAAAUACACUGGGGGUUAUGGGGAAGAUGGGCGACACCUGGAAGGGGGUGGAGACAAUCACAAAGACAGGUGAAACAGAUCAGGGUGUGACAGGAUGGAGGGAUGAAGGGAUGAAUGCAAAGAUAAAAGGAAGUUAUGUAAUUGUCACGCCCUGGCUCUGGGGACACUGUUAUGUUGAGCCAGGGUGUGUAGAUCAAUGUGUUUUUGUUUUCUAUGGGUGCUAUUUCUAUGUUGGCCAGAGUGGCUCCCAAUCAGAGGCAACGAGUGUCAGGUGUUGCUGGCUGUCUCUGAUUGGGAGCCAUAUUUAUACAGUCUGUUUUUCAUUCGUGUUGGUGGGAUUUUGUUUCUAGUCUGUUUAUGGUAGACCGUGAACUGUCACGUAUCGUUUGUUGUUUUGAUCGUGUCUCUUAAUAAAGAGUAUGUUUGCCUGCAACGCUGCGCCUUGGUCCUCAUCUGUUCCUGAUGAUCGUGACAGAAAAUCCCACCCACAACUGGACCAAGCAGCGAGUCGAGGAGCCAUCGCCAGGGAAAUCCCUAGCAGAUCUCCGUGGCAGCCUCGACUGGGUCAAGCCGAGUGAAGAGCAGAGAGAGUGGACUUGGGAACAAUGGAGGAAGAGCUUCGACUGGGUCAAGCCAAUUGAGGAGCUGAAUAGCGGGAGUUGGAGGCAGAAGAGCGAGAGUUGGGCGAGAACUGUAGAGGCCUGGCCCACGGGGAGGAGAGACCCCCAGAACAUUUUUAGGGGGGGGCUCACGACGUCGGGGCAGCAGGAGGCCGCGAUAGAGCGGUCCAGCGGGUUGGCAGAGGAGGCUGCCAGGUUACGGGGGCCACUGGUAGAAGAGGGGAUGGAAGGUGUAGAGGCACGGCGUGAGGUACUGGGGUGUGUUACCAGUCCGGUCCGGCCCGUUCCAGAUCCCGGUGUAGGGCCAGUGGUGUGUGUCCCCAGUACGGUCCGGUCUGUUCCUGCUCCCCGCACCAAGUCAGUGGUGCGCUUCGUCAGCCCGGCUCGGCCCGUUCCUGCCCCCCGCACCAAGUCAAUGGUGCGCUUCGUCAGUCCGGCUCGGCCCGUUCCUGCUCCCCGCACCAAGUCAGUGGUGCGCUUCGUCAGCCCGGCUCGGCCCGUUCCUGCUCCCCGCACCAAGUCAGUGGUGCGCUUCAUCAGCCCGGCUCGGCCCGUUCCUGCUCCCCGCACCAAGUCAGUGGUGCACUUCGUCAGCCCGGCUCGGCCCGUUCCUGCUCCCCGCACCAAGUCAGUGGUGCGCUUCGUCAGCCCGGCUCGGCCCGUUCCUGCUCCCCGCAUCAAGUCAGUGGUGCGCUUCGUCAGCCCGGCUCGGCCCGUUCCUGCUCCCCGCACCAAGUCAGUGGUGCGCUUCGUCAGCCCGGCUCGGCCCGUUCCUGCUCCCCGCACCAAGUCAGUGGUGCGUUUCGUCAGCCCGGUUCGGCUCACUCCUGCUCCUCACACCAAGCCAGUGGUGUGCGUUGUCAGUCCAGCACGGCCCGUGCCUGUUCUCCACACCAAGCCAGUGGUGGGCGUCGUCAGUCCGGCACGGCCCGUGCCUGUUCCACUGGUGCCUGGUUCGGCACUGGUCAGAUGUUUUACGCCGGAGCUAGAGCAAUCCGCUCCAUCAGUGUGCAGUCCAGCUCCGGCCAGCGGGGCCAGACCGGACCAGGGGUACUUUGGGGGGUUGGAGAGGGAGCGGGGAUCAGGCCCGGAGCCGGAUCCGCCGCCUAAGCGGAGUGCCCACCCGGUCCCUCCCCUGUGGUAUUUGGUUGACGCGGUCGGAGUCCGCGCCUUUAGGGGGGGGUACUGUCACGCCCUGGCUCUGGGGACACUGUUAUGUUGAGCCAGGGUGUGUAGAUCAAUGUGUUUUUGUUUUCUAUGGGUGCUAUUUCUAUGUUGGCCAGAGUGGCUCCCAAUCAGAGGCAACGAGUGUCAGGUGUUGCUGGCUGUCUCUGAUUGGGAGCCAUAUUUAUACAGUCUGUUUUUCAUUCGUGUUGGUGGGAUUUUGUUUCUAGUCUGUUUAUGGUAGACCGUGAACUGUCACGUAUCGUUUGUUGUUUUGAUCGUGUCUCUUAAUAAAGAGUAUGUUUGCCUGCAACGCUGCGCCUUGGUCCUCAUCUGUUCCUGAUGAUCGUGACAGUAAUAUGGAUGAAAGGACAUUUUCGGUCGAAUGAGAGUUGUGAAUGUGUUGUGUAAGUCAGUAUGUCUUGCUUUACUCCACACAAAUAAUUUUUGAAAUCAUACUUCCAUGUUCUAGUCAAAGAAUUGUAGAAAUUGGUGGAUGGCGAGCACAGAACUGCACAUCAACGCUCCCACCUGGAUGGGAGUUUACUAAUGUACAAGGCAGCCUACAGACCAAUACUUAAGGUAAACGAUAACUACAUGUAGACAAACUGUGGUAGGUUAGUUUAGUGGAUUGGAGUGAGCUGUGUGGCGUAGUAAAAACCAAUUUAUGCUUGAUCCGUAUUGUGGUCCGGAGGCUCCGUACAGAGGGUGUGAUGCAAUUGCAAAGCCUCCGGAGGCUUGUGGAGGCCAAAUCAAGCUCCGUACCGCAUGGCGUCUCCCAAAUGUUGGUACAAUGCAUAGGGCUCCGUAUAGCUCUGCAUUGACAUAAUUGGUUGACGGUAGGUGGGGGCGGGAGGUCCUGUAUAAACACAAACUCACUUCCUUGACAACAGUUCUGCUACGCGAAGCGCAAGAAGUAUGAAUGCCCUGACUUUUGCAGAGGCUGUAUCGCCGUAAAUGCUGUACGGCUAAUGCAGACCUUGGAUUGACCAUGCAGAGCCUUUAAGUCUUAUGUGCGCCCCCCAUGUUAUAAUUUGAAAGUUCUGAAAAGUUCCAUGGCAGUUAAUUCAACAGUUGGAAGUUAGCUAAAACUAAAACAGCUGUACCUCCUGAUUGGUAGUAGACAAUUAUAUUCUGAUUUCAGAUUUGAAUAGCAGAGAAGUAGACCAAGAUGUCAUACCCUAUACGUUUUUGUCUAAAGUGCUGGGUAAGUGGUAGAAAUGUCAGUGGUUUAUAAAAGGUUUGAGAACAUUUUGUUGAUGCGGUUACUAAAACCAGCUGUAACGUUUGAUCGGUACCAGAUAAUUAUAUUCUGAUUUCAGAUUUGAAUAGCAGGGAUAUAAACCAAUAUGUCAUACCAUCUAACUUUUUGUCUAACUUGUUGGGAAAGUGGUCAAAGUAGUUGAUUUGUGUCAAAAGUUGAAUUUUUGCAUUCACAGUGAAUAGAAUGCUGGAAGUCAUGAUGUCACAAUGGAAGCUUUAGAAUAUUGAAGAAUCCCAUGAAAGUGGAUGAAGUUUAAUAAAAGUUUAAUUAUAAAUAGUAUCAAAAAGUUAUAUGCAAGCACACUAUUCUAGACCAGUCUGCAUGUUUUAAAGUUUGAUAUGGUGUUUCUAAGAGGAGUAGCAUGCUAAAGAAUAAGAAGACCUAUAACAAUAAUAAAAAGUCUGAAAUAAUUUGUACAAUAUUUAAAGUGUGGCUGCUUUCGCAAGUCACAUUAAUAAGAAGUAUGAAGAAGAUUUAAAGUGAGGACUCUUGCUGAGCAACCCCCACUAAUAAGUACAAUAUUUAAAGUGUGACUGCUGAGCAAGACACAUUAAGUAAAAUGGUUGAAUAUAGAUUUAAACUGAUAAAAGACAAAGCUUCUGUUCAUCAGUAGAAGUAAAGUUAGCUAGCUAACCAUUGCGUGUUUCCAUAGUUACCGUAACUUGACGAAGGACCCUCAACCGUUGGCCAAUCGUGUCGCAGCGUAUGGGAACGCCUCCCUGCUCCUGUCGCCAUUCAGCUACCAAUUCUGUACUGGGCUCUCAUUGGAUGUUUACCACGUCCUUCGACCGCUGAGGCCCAAUCAGAAGGUGGUAUUCUUCAACCCCAAUUUCUUGCUUCAGCUGAGCAGGAAGUGGAAAGGGCGGGGCUUAAAAGAGCCACGCCUCACCUCUGGGCUGAUGCUGGCUAGUGUGGCCAUGGAACUCUGCGAAGAGGUAGGGGUGUGUGUGUGAGUGAGUGUGUGUGUGUGCGUAUGUGUGUUGUGUGGCAGGUAGCUUAGUGGGUAAGAGCGUUGUGCCAGUAACCGAAAGGUCGCUGGUUCUAAUCCCCGAGCCGACUAGGUGAAAAAUCUGUCGAUGUGCCCUUGAGCAAGGCACUUAACCCUAAUUGCUCCUGUAAGUCGCUCUGGAUAAGAGCGUCUGCUAAAUGACUAAAAUGUAAAAAUGUAAAUGUGUGUGUGUCUAAGUCUCUAUCUCUCUCUGUCAGGUUCAUCUUUACGGCUUCUGGCCCUUCCCUUUGGAUCUAUACCACAAUCCUUUGCCCCAUCAUUACUAUGACAACGUGGGCCCUAAGAAAGGCGUCCACUCCAUGCCUGAUGAGUUCCUACUGAUGCUGCAGCUACACACACAGGGAGUGCUGCAACUACACCUGGGCCGCUGCUGA
Messenger RNA from Coregonus sp. 'balchen', 39827 nucleotides. The record is from the annotation of a GenBank genome assembly. NCBI's taxonomy places the organism in Eukaryota, Metazoa, Chordata, Actinopteri, Salmoniformes, Salmonidae.